UACUAGUCUAGGAAUAUCAAACCAAUACAUAGAAAAUCAAUAAGAAGAAUUUAGAGACAGAAAGUCAUCAUGUCCUCGAAAUCAAAAGCUAAAGCUAUGUUCUUCAUCUUUAAAAUAUUAAUGUUAAACGCUUUGGCACCAAUAUAUGCAUGUGGUCCCUGCACUCCGCCACGUCAUCACAAACGGCCACCGCAUCAUGGAGGAGGCCGGCCAAAAGUGUCCCCUCCUCUGCCGCCGAUCAUAAUCAACCCUCCAUCGGUACCCCCUCCGGUGGUGAUAUACCCUCCACCAGCCUCGCCCUCACCGUACCCGCCGCCGCACGGUGGUGGUCCUCCUCAUCAACGCACUUGCCCAAUUGAUGCCCUAAAAUUGGGACUUUGCUUGGACGUGCUUGGAGGAUUGGUGCAUGUGGGAAUAGGGGACCCAAUCGAGAACGUGUGCUGUCCCGUUAUACAAGGGUUGCUUGAUCUUGAAGCUGCGAUUUGUCUUUGCACCGUUAUUAGGGCUAAGCUUCUUAACCUUAAUAUCUUCAUUCCUCUUGCACUUCAAGUCUUGAUCACUUGCGGGAAGACUCCUCCUCCUGGUUUUGUUUGUCCUCCUCUGUGAUAACCAUAGUGCUCCAUACUGAAUGUAUUACAAGGGUAGCUAGUUAGGGUUUGUUUUGAAUAAGUUUUUUCUCUAAA
Molecule: messenger RNA, 683 nt
Organism: Cajanus cajan (pigeon pea)
Lineage: Eukaryota; Viridiplantae; Streptophyta; Magnoliopsida; Fabales; Fabaceae
Source: RefSeq, a predicted model, not a curated record